AACCAGGGAAGGAUCUUUAUGGUAUCUCAAGUCACUCACCAGCAUCAGAAUCUUGGGCAUUUGUGUAGUCUUCUACUGAUCCAGGAUCACACUAGCCAUGGGAAAAUCCAAGAAGAAAGAAGAGGCUGUCUUUCUGAGGAAGAAGAUCACACUCCUCAGGGCCUUUUCACUUCUCAUUGGGAGCAUGGUGGGGAGCGGCAUAUUCAUUUCUCCCAAGGGUGUCCUGAAAAACUCCGGCAAUGUGGGCCUCUCCUUAAUUGUCUGGUUUGCCUGUGGAAUUCUCUCUAUGUUUGGUGCUUUGAGUUAUGCAGAACUGGGCACGCGAAUCACCAAGUCUGGAGGCCAUUACAUUUAUAUCUUGGAGACUCUGGGUCCUCUGCCUGGGUUCCUGUUUCUAUGGGCUGAAUACUUUGCUAUAAGACCAGCCAACAGUGCCGUUGUUGCCUUAGCAUUUGGACGCUACAUCUUGGAACCAUUUUUUGCACCUUGUCCGGCUCCUCUCCUGGCAGUGAAGCUUGUUGCUCUCCUGGGCUACUACAUUGUCAUCAUCUUAAAUUCUUGGAGUGUCAGCUGGAGUGCCCGGCUUCAGACCAUCUUGUCCAUCAUCAAGUUGGCAGCACUCUCUCUCAUCAUUGUCCCAGGCAUGAUGCUUUUAGCUCAAGGCUGCACAGGAAACUUCCAGGAUGCUUUCAAUGCCCAAGCACUCGUUUUGGACAAACUGCCUUUAGCUUUUUAUGCAGGAAUGUUCGCCUACUCUGGAUGGUUUCAGACUAGUUUUGUACGAGAAGAACUAGUGAAGCCAGAACGAAAUAUCCCUCUGGCUGUGAUUGUGUCUGUGAUCACAGUGAUCGUGGGAUAUAUGCUCACCAAUGUUUCCUAUUACACAGUACUGACAGCAGCAGAUGUCCUUGUCUCCCAGGCAGUGGCUGUGAGUUUUGCACGGAAAGCUUUCCAGAGCCUUAUCUCUGUGAUUCCAAUCUUGGUUUCCUUGUCUUGUUUUGGAACCAUGAAUGGAGGAAUUUUUACAUUUUCAAGGACAUUGUUUGUGGCUUCCAGGGAGGGGCAAUGGCCCACUCUCUUCUCUAUGAUCCAUAUCCGACGCCAUACCCCACUGCCAGCUGUCAUGUUAAUGUUCCCUUUGGUCACAGCCAUGAUUUGUGUAGGAGACCUUUACCACCUGUUGAACUUCUUCAGCUUUUCCCGGUGGCUCUUCAUAGGAUUAGCCACCCUUGGGCUUAUAGUUCAUCGCUGCCGCCAUCCUGAGAUAUUAAGCCCAUUCAAGGUUCCUCUUUUCAUUCCUGUUUCCUUCACUAUCAUCUGCCUUUUCACGGUGGGAAUGUCUUUCUACUCAGACCCAGUUAAUAUCAGCAUUGGAUGUGCCAUCGUUUUAAGUGGACUUCCAGUUUACUAUUUGCUCAUCAAACAGUCAAUGCCAAAUUGUUGCCGUACAACUUUCUAUUAUCUUACACUGAAGCUUCAGAUCCUCUUGAAGGUGGUACAGCAGGAGAUCAGGACAUACUGAGCAGUCUUUAUUUUGAAAUGUUGACUUUGGGGAGCCUUCUGUACAAGCUUGUGUUUCCUAUCACACUUAGAGUAGCUUUGCAUGACUGCUUCCAGUUUGGGGUUUUACCACCAUAUGGAAAGUUCACCAGAGAUCAAAGGCACAGGGAAGCUUGCCCUGAUUCUUGCUUACUAUUUGAUUGUUUUACAAAUGUAGUCUAUGCUGCUGUUGGUAUUAUCCUCAUCUGCAAUGCAGAUAGACUUAGGUGCAACCAAUAAAGCUGAUGCAGUUGCAUCUGCAUACAUACUCUAUUUCUAAGUAAAGCUUAGGUAGAAAUACAUUAUUUGUAGAUUUUGAAAUAACACCAUAAAUUUGUUAUAGUCAUAGUAUAUUUUGAAAUAACACCAUAAUUUUGUUAUAGUCAUAGUAUAUUUUGAUGAGCAUUUCUGGGUUAAAGAGAAUUUUGGAUGCUUUUCAGCCUAUACUUUAUGAAAGACAAAUCAAUUUUUCAAAGGUUUUCAAAGGUAUGAUUCAAGAUCUUUUACACUAGACUAGUGUUAUAAUGGGUUUCCUGCCCACCAGGGUGCUGUGCUGAAUCACCAUUGACAUUCCUUCUGACUUUGAUCCUGAACAUUUGGAAUUCAGUUUUAACAGGAUUUUUUCAACCACAAUGACACCCCACUUUCAGUUACUGUUACUGGCACUUCAGCAAGCGUUAGUAACUAAGUGUUAGUGACUUAAGUGUUAAUUUCUAACAUUUCAGUGCCAUCACAUCAGUUGGAAGAAAACUACUGUUCUCUACCCUAACAAAGGAAUAGUGAUCUCUACACAGUUGCAGUGGUUAGGAUCUAGCCAUAAUAAUAGUAAUAGUAAUAGUAAUAAUAAUAAUAAUAAUAAUAUAGCAGGGCUAUGGUCUCAUAUGCGUUGCAGCAUUUACAUGAUACUUUGCUGAAAACAGUGGGACUCCCUUCUUUGAAUAUCAUGUUUAAGAUUGAUCUGUCGGAAUGAAAUGCAUGUCUUUGUAAGAUGGAGAGCAGAGCAUGUUGUAAAUGUUUUGUACAUUAAAUGGCAGCAAUGCUAAUUCUUUUCAGUCCAUGUCUGUUUCACAUGUGCUGGUUCAUAAAUCUGUAUUAUUUCUGCCUUAAUCUGUACUAUUUCUGCCUUAAUCUGUAUGUUUUUGAAAAAAAAGUAGAAAAAUAUAUCCAUUUUAUAUGCAUUUUAUCAUAUAAUAUACGUUUUGCUGUAAACUGUCCAAAUUUGUUUGUUUGAACUGAAAAAUAUGGUAUAACAUUU
Molecule: messenger RNA, 2794 nt
Organism: Candoia aspera
Lineage: Eukaryota; Metazoa; Chordata; Lepidosauria; Squamata; Candoiidae
Product: cystine/glutamate transporter-like
Exons: 12
Coding region: 98-1522 (474 amino acids)
Biological process (GO): amino acid transmembrane transport
Cellular component (GO): membrane
Molecular function (GO): L-amino acid transmembrane transporter activity
Source: RefSeq, a predicted model, not a curated record